GCAGAAGGUUAGUGUUAAGCCAGUGUCAGUACCUCCGUCUCAGCAUUAAAAACAGAGCCCCAUGUGCUAACCUGAGACAGUUUACUGCCAAAGGUAAGCUGGAGCAGGAUGAUGCAGCAGACAGUGGGUCAGGGGAUAGGGAUUACAUAAUGGAUCCAAGAGGAUUUGCCAGUGGUGGCAACCACAGCUCCUGCACCUACCUAGUUGUUAGAUCAGCAAAACCCCUGCACAGUGUCUCUACUGCAUGAGAGCUUGCUUUGUAAUGCCCAUUCUUUGAGAGAGCUUCCCUAGGUCUUUUUCCUUCUGUGGCUUUCCCAUCUCAUUACACACAUCAUCUGAAAACUUCUCAGGCCCAUAGGUGAGUCUUGGUCUUUAACUCUCCCAUGCACUUGGGCCUCAUUUCACAUACAAGACACCACAACAGGGAAGCCAACCCAAAUUCUCAAUACUUGGUUAAGCCAAUGCCCACUCCCCAGCCUGAAUGCUCUUUAGCCUGAAUAUGGCCACUUUCGGUAUGACAGUCGAUGCCAGCCCAUCCAAGAAAGAAUUCUCUUUGAUCACUGUUUAGAAAAGGAAGGGUAACAAGCCUGGACUCGCCCAGAUUAACACAAAUACCUAGGCCAACAUGAGCCACUCAACCGUGGUAAGGGAGCUAGAGAAAACAGUUGCUUUUGUGUGGAUGAAUAGCUGCCAAAUAUGGAAGGGAAGAAACACGCUAUUGUUUGAGUGGCCGUCAGCGAGCCUGCUCCCAGACUAGUUGGAAAGAAAAACACUGCAGAUAAACAUUCAUGACAACUACCCCUAGACAGUAUCGUUGCCAACAAGACUGUUCAACCCUGCGAGGCACAGCACUCAGCGCUCCUGCAGAAACAACACUCAGGACUUGUUGCAAGUAACAGGUUAGCGAAGUACCGUUAAAUUUUGGACAAGAUUCUGGAAACGUGAGUCAGCUGUGAUAUAGGUCCCCCACAGGGGGAAACUAAAGGCUCUCCUGAAAGUCCCCAUGUGGGAGACUGACUCCUCACAGACACCAGCUAAGAUUUCUCCACCUGUCCGGUUUUCAAGGCAAUGCUUCUCAGCACCCAGAGCUGUGGGUCCUGUCUCACUUCAGACACUUACCUAGCCAAACUCCUGGAGGGAGUCAGCAGCCUCCGGUCCCAGAAUGCGCUCUGCGACGUCACGCUGGAGGCAGAUGGAGUUCGUUUUCCAGCGCACAAGAUCAUUUUGGCUUCAGCCAGCAAUUACUGCAAGAUUUUGUUUGUUGGAAAUGCAGCAAGAGCUGGGAACACAGAUGCGAACAUCCAGCUGAAAGCCAUCAGUGCCAGGGGGCUCAGGAAUGUUCUCAAUUUCAUUUACUCCAACACGCUGGAUCUCUCGCUACAGAACAUUGAAGAGACGUUCAAGGCAGCAGAAGCCCUGCUUAUCCGGGAAGUGAUCAAACUGUGUUUCCGGUUUCUGGAAGACUGCUUGAAUCACAAGAACUGCUUGGAUGUUCUCAGUAUUGCUAAGAGGCUUGGACCAGAAGAGUUGAGGCAGAAAGCCACACGCUACAUAGGGCAGCACUACAAGCAGAUACUGGCUGAUCCUCGACAUGUGAAAGAGCUGGACAGAGCAACGCUAUGUGAAAUCUUAGACAAGACAGACGUGGAGGGGUGCACUGAGCUGGAGCUAUUCAAUGCCGCCAUAUGCUGGUUGCAGCACAACAAUGCAAGGAUGAAAGAAGCAGCAGAUAUUUUAAGGAGAAUCCGACUGCCUCUCAUUCCUCUGCGGGAUCUACAAAGAUACGUACAAGGGAUGCCCAUUAUGAGGACGAAUUCCAACUGCCACAAGUACCUCCAGCAGGCCGUGUGCUACCACUCCCAACUCUAUGCCCAGCCAGUCCUGCAGACCCAGCACACGAACAUCCGCUCCAGUGCCAGCAGCCUGCUUGUGGUUGGGGGCAGAACCCUCGAAAACAGCGUGCGCAGUGACAUGUGGGCUACAGACGCAAGCUUCAGCACAUGGCAAAAGAUCGGGGAACUCUGCACACCCGUAUACAACCACUGUGUAGCUGUACUCGGUAAUUUCCUCUUUGUCAUCGGGGGCCAGUACAGAUUCGAUCCGACGGGGAAACAUCCUUCAAAUGAGGUGUUCCGGUUUGAUCCCCGUAAUGCUUCGUGGCUGCAGGUGGCUGGCAUGUUAGAGAGGCGGACGCGCUUCCACGUAGAUGCGAUGUCUGAUCACAUCCUGGCCGUGGGUGGCGGGACACUACUGGGGAGCCUCACCAACACGAUGGAAUCCUACCAGCCUGCUGAGAACAAGUGGCAGUUUAUGGCUCCCUGCCCAAUGCCACUGGCUGACCACGCAGGCACCACACACAAAGGAAUCCUCUACAUCUCAGGGGGAUUUUCUGGUGGUAAAGCCUUGCGAGAUACACACAGCUACCUCCCUCGCCUGCGACGCUGGGUGAGUAACCGGGCUAUGACCUUUGCCCGAUGCGAACAUGGAAUGGCCACAGUCAAAGACAGAAUCUUCUGUAUUGGAGGCAGGACUCUGAAUGCUGCAGAGGAAUGGAUUCAUGUCAAUGAGACUGAGUGUUACUGUCCAGGCACCGACCAGUGGACCACGCUAACUCUCUCACGUUUCGACUGCUGCCAGUUCAGCAUCACUGUACACCAGUCUAGACUCUAUAUCACAGGGGGAGGAUCGUUGCGACACAUGAGUAAAGAGGAUGGCAUUUUUGUGUAUGAUCCUGAGGGAAGGAUCUGGAAGAAAGCUGGCUCUCUGCCUAACCCUUUGGUUGACCAUGCUUCCUGCAUGAUUACACUGUCACAUGAGACUAUAGCCAACCAGCAGGAGAGAGGAGAAGAGUGCUCACUCAGCAGCGGGAGGAAGAAAUCCACUCUCAACUUGUUCAUCACUAACAAACAAGAGCCCCAAUCAGUGUCUUAAUGGGAGCAGGAAGUGGAUGCGCAAGGUAGCUGCUCCAUGGAAACCCACUCAGUAUUGUAACAGUUCUGCUCCAUUCUCUGGCAAAAUACCAUAACCUGGAAUUUAGGAGCAGUGCCUUCUUGGAUUAACCUCAAUAUGUCCCUGUGCACUGCCAGAGUGGCAGAGAGAGCAGAACAAGCAGGGAAGGGAAUCAGUCCCCCACUCCCAGUGCACCAGUCUGAACCCCAGGCUUCUUUUAAAAAUAAAAAACUACUGACA
Molecule: messenger RNA, 3189 nt
Organism: Gavialis gangeticus (Gharial)
Lineage: Eukaryota; Metazoa; Chordata; Crocodylia; Gavialidae
Product: kelch-like protein 13
Exons: 4
Coding region: 1069-2931 (620 amino acids)
Molecular function (GO): protein binding
Source: RefSeq, a predicted model, not a curated record